This is a messenger RNA of Bacillus rossius redtenbacheri, 3089 nucleotides long. RefSeq lists its product as uncharacterized. The transcript is spliced from 3 exons. NCBI's taxonomy places the organism in Eukaryota, Metazoa, Arthropoda, Insecta, Phasmatodea, Bacillidae. The record is from RefSeq and is a predicted model, not a curated record. The coding region runs from base 168 to 497 and encodes 109 amino acids.
GAGUGGGGUGAAGCAGGGAGGGGAGGACGCAACCUUCCCCACCGUCCAGCCGAGUGCGCCCGCAGGCCGCAGCCAGGGAGGGAGCCCGCCGACCGCUGGCCGCCGCAACCUCCAAGAUAACAUCGCGGGCUCCAGAUGAUCCUAGCCAAGGGUCCGAGGAGGAAGCCAUGAAGGACAAUCCGCCGGCUUCCUCGCCUCAGCCGAUCAUUCGGCAGAGGAAAAAGCCGCACAUGCUACCUCCCCUUGAGAACAGACGGAACUCGGUGGACUGCCGCGCGGAGGUCGGCAGCCCCGUGCCCAAGUGGCGUCGUCCCAGCCUGGAGGAGCAGCUGAUCCUGGAGGAGACUCCACCCGAGGGUCGCCCCGCCAUCCGCCUGACGCGCUGCCCGGACCCCUCCUCGCCGCCGGGGGCGUCCGGGCCCCCGGCCAGCCUGGGCAUCUCCGGCCGCUACGCCCCGCUCGAGCCCAUCAAGCGUCGCGGCAGCAACACCACGUAGAGGUGCGGGGCGGGCCCCUUCCCCACGUGUUCGUCCCUCGCACAACUGGUCGUGUCUGUGUCGUGCCGGUGACGCUCGCUGCCACCUCUCCCCCUCUCCUGUCCCACAUCAGGGUGCCGUGCGACUGGGAGGUAGCGCGGACGCGACAGUUGCUCUUGUCCUCGGUAUCCUUCGAGUAACAAGAAGGGCAGUAAGAGCUUGCGUUUUAUUUUGUUACAGAAAAACAAAAAACAUUUCCUCUUCCUCCUACUCACCUUCUACUGCUACUUGCUUUGUUUAAAGAAUUUUGCAUUUAUGUAAUUUUUUUACUGUGGCAGACAGGUGACAGCUGAAGAUGUAACAUUGUGUUACAUACCACUAUUGCAUUAGUGUAAUGAUACUAUGCAGAUAAUGAAUUGCCAAACAUCUUGAUAGGUCAGGUUUAUGGUAAAAGUCUCCACACCCUUACCAAAACCUAUUGUUUGGAUGCAAGCAUUGUUCUUUGGCAGCAAGUAUGGACACUGUAAUCACGUUCUGUUUAGGCGGUCAUUGAAACACACGUAACAUUUGCUUUCCCUUCAUGAUGUGACAACUCAUAGCUGCCACUACUACUUUAAAUAAGUACCUAUUAAACUGAUCAGUAUUAGGUAUAUUAUUUUCAACAUACAAAUAUGUUCACAAACCCAGUGGGUCUUAGUUGUACAUGGUUGCAAUGCAGAAGUAAAUUUGCAUAGUAUUUAUCAAAAACAUUCCAAAUUUGCAGAAAUAUUAUAUUUUAACAUUGGUAAAGUUAAAAAGAAAUAUUUUCUCUAACCACCAGUAAAAUAUUCUCACUAAAAAUCGUGGGCAUGAAGUAAUUGCUGGAAAAGCCAUGGAAUCCUCAUCAAAAAAAAAAAAAAUAGGGAGGUAAUUUUGUAGUCCUGAACUACUGAUUUUAUUUUCAAACCAUUUAAAUCAUACUCAAUAUACAGAAUUUAUUUGCAUUGGAUGUACUUAUAAAUCACCAUCAUUUGGGACAGGAGGGGGUGAAUGCAUAUCCUAUACUCCGUAUCUGUGAUACCCAUAUUGGUAAUCUACUAUGUUCGUGACAAAUUGUACCAUUUGCAGAUGACAUUGCUGAGGCGUUGAGUUACAAAUUGGGCAUAUAAAAAACCAGUUGUCUAGGUACAUUAAUCUUUGUUAGUUCAUCCAUCUCCAUUUUCGAACUGAUUUUGCAUGACUUAAGAUCUGAACAUGGGCUCCAAAUAAAUCAAUCUACCAGAAAUUAUAAACAUGCAGAAACAAACAUGUAAACCUUAAAUACUAAAUUAUUUUGUCAUGUAAAUGAAUUAAAACAAUCUGUUGUGCACAGAUGUUAAAGACAUUUAUCAGGGAAAUGAUAACUGUGCUUGCUUUACACAAGUCACAUCAGGGGACAGCAAGGAGAUCAAAAUCCCUGCGGCCCAGGCACCAGGAAAGCUGGUUGAGUUUGGAAAUUAUUUUCGCUGCCUAAGUUUACUCUGAUAGUAGAACUAUAAUUACAAAUCUAUUGUGACAGAUGCAGAUGGAAUGCACAAUUUUAAAAUUUCAUUUAGAAAAUGCUUCUAUUUCAUGGCUUCACUGAACAAUAAUUCAUUGUGUCAUUUGAUUCUGGCAAGCAUAAUUUUUCCAUCACGUGUUAAUAUAAAAAUAACACUAACUGCUAAAAAAAAACCUUCUUUUACAGACUUUAAAUGCUUUGCAUUGCAAGUGAAGGUUUUUUUUAAAUUUAAACAUGAAAAAUUGCAAGAGAGUAUGUAAUACUUAGAAUGCCACAGUAAAAUUAAUUUUUGUUGUGUAGCAAUGUCUUUCUCAUUAUACGUAAUAAGUAUCCAAACAAAUUUUCAAAAUAUUGAUGUAUAAACUUUGCCACCAUCAUGGCAAAACUGUUAAGUCACGUUUAUGUGUCUAUCUGUGUCUUAAAUUAAGUACCUAAACUUAUGAACAUGAUGUGCAAUUUUGAGGAAAAUAACUUUUACUUAUUUAUUGCUGAAAGAUUACUUAGUUAAGCUUGUUGAUGCAAAAAUUUAAGUAAUGGUUUCGUGAAGAUAAUAUAUAUCAACAAAUAACAGGGGCUUUUGAAUGAGGUAGAUAUUUAUAUAACAGCAUUAACUGCACAAUGUACAAGCUUUUAUAGUAAUUAACUAAGCAUCAUUUGUGCCAUACACAUAAAGAUUAUUAAGAUGGCAGUGCUGCACAUGACAGAUAUGCUCAUGUAUUCAUUGUAAAACUUUAGAUUUAGAAUAAAUGAUAAAUUAUGUUAUCAUAGAAUCAGAUUCCUCAAAAAUAAUCUGAGAAAUGUCGGCUAUUUAAUGAAAAUUGAAUUGUUGAGAGUCUUAUAUUUUGUGAAGAAUUUUUUAAUAAGAAUGUUGAAGAAGAAAUUGAAGGAUUUAUUCAUGCAUGUACGCUAAGUACACUAGCACUGAAUAUUUUUAGGUAAUAUUUUAUACCUUGUUUGGGCAGGCAAAGUUGAGAUAGAUAAGUUUUAAUAAGUGCAAAAUGUUUUACCUGCCACUAUAACAUUGUAUUUUAAUUGUAUUUUGCAAUUUGUUAUUGUAUUUAAAAACAUAUAAAUAAAACAUAUCACUAAGACAA